This is a messenger RNA of Equus quagga, 2773 nucleotides long. RefSeq names its product NFKB inhibitor delta (gene NFKBID). Bases 1 to 1626 code for a protein of 541 amino acids. Gene Ontology annotation, cellular component: nucleus. Gene Ontology annotation, biological process: regulation of gene expression. The transcript is spliced from 13 exons. The record is from RefSeq and is a predicted model, not a curated record. NCBI's taxonomy places the organism in Eukaryota, Metazoa, Chordata, Mammalia, Perissodactyla, Equidae. Gene Ontology annotation, molecular function: protein binding.
AUGGAGUCUUGGAACCCGGGGAGAAAUACGAUUGACACGGUCAGCGCUGUGGAUGGGUUUACUGGAGCGCGACGCGGGGACUCCCCGGCCCGUGGGCGGGGCCCUGCCCAGGACGGGGCGGUGCCAGAAGCUCUUUUAAAAACUCGCGGGGGACCGGACCCAAGAUCGGGGACCCGGCGGCGGCUCCGCGGGGACACAGCGAGGCUGGCGCAGCGCCGAGGCCGGGGCCCUGGGGGCCCCCAGUCCGCGCCCCGGAAUCCCCGAGUGAGCCGGAGUGAGCGCAGCCACUGUCCGUCGCAGACCGUGAAGAAGCUCCUGGAGGAACAGAGGCGCCGCCAGCAGCAGCCUGACGCUGGUGGGGUACCGGGACAGUUCCCGCCUCCCCUGGCGCAGCCCCUGACGCCAUCUGUGAAUGAGGCUGAGGCUGGCCAUACUCACUUCCCAGCACACCAGGAGACUGUGGGUUCUGGACUUGGCAGCCUGGCACCUCCCACGGGCUUUCCAGACUGGGACCCCAACACGCAUGCUGCCUACACGGACAGCCCCUACUCUUACCCUGCUGCUGCUGCUGAAAAUUUCCUGACUUCCGACUUCUACCCACCCUCGGACCCUGGGCGGCCGUGUCCAUUCCCCCUGGGGAUGGAGGAACCCCUGGAUACCCGGCUCUAUGCAGAACCGUCCCUGCCACAGGCGGGAUCCUGGAGGGGUUCCGGACUCCCCUCAGGACCCCCACAGUUGCCCCCUGUGGUCACCGGACCAUCGCUGGAUGCAGCCCGUGCUCACAUGCUGGCUUUGGGGCCCCAACAGCUGCUGGCCCAAGAUGAGGAGGGGGACACGCUCCUGCACCUGUUUGCGGCUCGGGGGCUGCGCUGGGCAGCAUAUGCUGCAGCCGAGAUUCUUCAAGUGUACAGACACCUGGACAUUCGCGAGCAUAAGGGCAAGACCCCUCUCCUGGUGGCUGCCGCCGCCAACCAGCCCCUGAUUGUGGAGGAUCUACUGAACCUGGGAGCAGAGCCCAAUGCCGCUGACCACCAGGGGCGUUCUGUCUUGCACGUGGCUGCUACAUAUGGGCUCCCAGGAGUCCUCUCGGCUGUGAUUAACUCAGGGGUUCGCGUUGACCUAGAAGCCAGAGACUUCGAGGGCCUCACACCGCUCCACACAGCCAUCCUGGCCCUCAACGUUGCUAUGCACCCACCCGACCUGUGUCCCCGGGUGCUGAGUACCCAGGCCCGAGACAGGCUGGCCUGUGUCCAGAUGUUGCUGCACAUGGGUGCUGAUCACACCAGCCAGGAGAUCAAGAGCAACAAGACAGUUCUGCACUUGGCCGUGCAGGCCGCCAACCCUACCCUGGUUCAGCUGUUGCUGGAGCUGCCACGGGGAGACCUGCGGGCUUUUGUCAACAUGAAGGCCCAUGGGAACACAGCGCUCCACAUGGCGGCCGCCCUGCCCCCUGGGCCGCCCCAGGAAGCCAUCGUGCGGCGCCUGCUGGCAGCUGGGGCAGAUCCAACCCUGCGCAACCUGGAGAACGAGCAGCCUGUCCACCUGCUGCGGCCCGGGCCGGGCCCCGAGGGGCUCCGGCAGCUACUGAAGAGGAGCCGUGUGGCACCCCCAGGCCUGUCCUCUUAGGACUCAAACCCAGAACCUGGACUGAUUUUCCAGUCCCCACCGUCCUGUGGGACAGCCAGCGUAUGCGAAUGUUGCAAAUCCGUGAUAAUGUAUGUGGAAUGUCCUGCCAUUGGGGUCUUACAUUAAAACCCCAAAAUGGCUGCUGGGGGGUAAACAGGCCCCAAUAUUUGGGGUGUUGUAAUACCCCUCCCCCACCUGCAAGGAGCCCUCUUGAUGAUUUCUGUGAAAUCGAGGCCCCUUGAUUGUUUCUGUGAAACACCCUGGACCCCUAACCCUUUCCCCACCGGGAUCUUUUAGGGUCCCCUCCUCUAACUUAGCUCGUCAUACCUGGAGCCCCAGAGGUAAUUCCCCUCCGUGGUACUUGGGACAUCUCAAAAUAGCUCCCAGCAGCAUCCAAGUAGACCCCCCAGUCUCCCCAGGACCCACCCCCUGCAGGUCCUUAACUCUGAGACGUAGGAAGGACUGUCCUAGCUGAGAGUCCCAGGUUCUCCUGCUUUCUAAUUCAGGGCCCGCCCUGUCCCAGACCUCAGCAUUCCAGUGAACCCCUCCCCUGUCUGAAACGCCCUAUUAAACUCAGUUUGGACUAGAACUGUCAUCUGGUCUCUGGGGGCAUUGGUGCAGGGGAGUGGCUAGUGCCUGGCUGAGGAGUCAGGUUCAGAUGAAUGUGCCUGGGUGGGGCGCGUAGCAGACACUGUGGGUGCCACCCUGUCGACACCUGGUGGUCUGACGGCUGAGGCCAGCGAGGGAAUCUUUGUUUGUGGCUCUGCCCUGGGUAUGAGUGUGCAAGCCUUGAAUGCCAGGGAGUUCCUGCCCCUUCCCCCUCCCGCAGCCCCCUACCGGGGACUGACAAGAUGGUGUAUAAACACCCUGGGUCCCUCACCUCUCCGUGGGAGAACUCGCAAGUGCGUGGUCUGCACUGGCUCUCCAAGUUCCCCUGCAGAAUUAAGCUCCACUUCCCCACAGUGGUUCUCGCUUGAUAACAUACCCUUUCUUGUCUGCUUUCCCUUUUCUGUGUCACUUCCUACCCACCUGACCAAAGUUCUCCACCCCUUCCAAUAGUCUUGUCCUCACAUCCUUGCCUCAGCAUCUGCUUCUGGAGAAACUGAAAGGCAGACAGAAGACCUCCACAAUGCCCCCUUCUCAUACC